UCAGCCCCAAAUGUAAGACCAUGAUUAUCGCGAGUCUUUAAUGGGGUCCUUAACUAAAAUUGGUGAUUUAAUUAGAUCAAAACAAAAUAAAAGGCUUGUUAUGGAUCCUUCUUGGGGUACUUUGGUGACAGAUUUUAAGUGUAGUUCAAAAAACCACAUGUUAGCACCACAUGUUUUUUUUUUUCUUUUUUUCUCUUUUUUUUUUCUUUCUUUCCUUUUCUCACCGCUUCUCGUCUUCUUGUUUUCUCCGUCAGAUGCGAAGGAUCCAAACCGACGACGGACCACAACUCUGUCGGUCCACUUGACGUUUCCUCUGUCUUCUCCGUGAGAAGAAGAAUCGAAACCCACCACGGACGACGACUCUCUCGGUCCUCACUGCUCUCCUCCGUAUUGUCUCGUCUUCUCCGUCAGAAAAAGGAUCGAAAUCCACCGCAAUCGACGACUCUCUCGGUCCUGAUGGCGUCUACUCCCGUCUACUCUCGUCUUCUCCAUCAGAAGAAGGAUCUAAAUCCACCACAAUCGACGACUCUCUCGGUUCUGAUUGUGUCACCUGCGUCAUCUCUUGUUUUCUCUCAGUACUCACGGCGUCUCCUCCGUUGAUUUUCGUCUUCUUCGAGUGAAGAAUGAUGCAAACCCAUCAUGGACGAGGACUCUACCAUUGUAGCUCAAAAAUUAGGUGAUUCUUAAUUAAGCUUCUUAGCUAACAUUCUUAACAACUAUUCAUUAAAGUGUAUUUAAGAAACCCAAAACGUGUACUCGACGUCGCUAUGCAUAUAUAUAUAUAUAUUUACUUUCCUAUAAAUAGAUAGGCAUUACCACUCCACGUACGUAUCUUUUAACAAUUACUUUAGAAUUAACGAAUACAAUGGCAGAAGGCGACGAUUCCUUUUCGAAGUCCAUCGAACAAGAGAACCCGACGGUUCCUCCUCCUCGUCCUCCUCCUCCACGUGAAACUCCCACCGCCAGUCAUCCACCAAGAGAAACAAAUCUUACAGAUGAGAGGAAGCAAUCUUUAAUCAACUCACUUCGCCCCACCUACUUAACUGAACAAGAAAUGGAGACUCGUUUGCAACCUCUCUUCAACAUAAUGACUAGCAGCGAAGAAGAAGACGUGGCUCUGUUUCAAGAAGUGAUCUCGAAACUCACCGGAAGCGAGCUUUGGUGGAUGGCCUAUUUGCUGAAUUCAAACUUCGAUCACUACUUCUUGGAGAUCGCAAGAAACAGGAUCGGCUCCAUCCGCCUACGAACGCUCUUCGGAAAAUCAGACGACGCCGACAGCUUCUUCCUCGGCCCUAUCUUGCGCCACUUCUUCCACGUCAUGACCGAUAAGGAAGCGUCCUACGCUGCGAUUCACGGGAUGCGAGUUUUCAACCAGAGGAAUAAAAUGCAAAUGUACGACCAAAUUCUCCACCACGCGAUUCCCCUGGCGCGUGACCGAUACGGCAGCAUCAAGCUCAGAGCAAUCAUAAGCGACGAUGACUUUGCACACUGCAGAAACCGCCUCCUCGGUGUAGUCGCUUUCAACGCUCUCUUGCUAAGCUACGAUGCUUACGGGAACUUUGUGGUCCAACACGUGCUUAACCUGAAUAACUUGCGUUGCACGUGUGACAUUGCGCUUAGCCUCCGUGGCCAUUACGUUGAGCUUUCAUUUACGCAUGGUGGAAGAUACAUAGCGGAAAAGCUUCUGGAGAGGGAGGAGACAGGGGUUUUGGUGGUGGCAGAGCUUUUGGAGUGCGAAAGGGACAAGUUGUUGAGGCUGGCGAGGAGUGUGUACGGGAAUUUCGUGGUGGUCACGGCACUGAAAGUCACGCGGGAAGAUUUGUUUAGGGGUUUAGUGAAUAAGCUCAAGCCUCUUCUCCCUCUAUUGCGUAGGUCUCAUCAAAGCAUCACCAUUGCAGAGAUAUUGGAGUCGGUACCUUAAUUAGCUUUCUCACAAAUUAAACUAGUAAAUGCCAUGGUUCCUACUACUAUGAUAUAUGCUGAUUGUAUGGUAGCUUAGUUAAGUAUUGUAACGAGUUUUGCCACUAAUGAUGGUAAAGAACGGUCGACAGUAUCUAGAAUUGUCUCUUCUAUGUGCUCAAUUAAACCAGGAAUGUGAAGCCAGGAACCAAAAAGCUUCUGGUGGAUUCAGUCAUUCCGGACUGUUGAGCAUUAUUUAAAUGUAUGGGAACAGCAACAGAAAGGGAUGAAUAAAAUCCAC
Brassica napus (rape) is the source of this 2200-nucleotide messenger RNA. Its product is annotated as putative pumilio homolog 20. Gene Ontology annotation, biological process: post-transcriptional regulation of gene expression. Gene Ontology annotation, molecular function: mRNA binding. Gene Ontology annotation, cellular component: cytoplasm. The transcript has a single exon. Bases 866 to 1921 code for a protein of 351 amino acids. The record is from RefSeq and is a predicted model, not a curated record. Lineage: Eukaryota; Viridiplantae; Streptophyta; Magnoliopsida; Brassicales; Brassicaceae.